Messenger RNA from Pyrus x bretschneideri (Chinese white pear), 722 nucleotides. RefSeq lists its product as uncharacterized. Bases 89 to 499 code for a protein of 136 amino acids. NCBI's taxonomy places the organism in Eukaryota, Viridiplantae, Streptophyta, Magnoliopsida, Rosales, Rosaceae. The transcript has 4 exons. The record is from RefSeq and is a predicted model, not a curated record.
AUUACCCGGAAAAUAUAAUAAGCAUCCGCGUAUUACAGGAAGGGCGUACGAAACCCAAAGAAAAUAGGGAAGCGGAAGAAAAGCGGGGAUGGGAAAGGAAGGAGACAAGGAAGACGAGAGAAAGGAAGCAGCAAUCGCAUCCACGCCGUGUCUGCAGCCCAAUUACAAGCCCAAAUCCCUCACCCAAACCCAGCUAUCCAAGUUCCAGGAGCUGCACCAGAGGAGGUUACAGAUCAAAUCAAAAUCAAAGAUGGGAAAGAAACCAAAAGAUAGUAAAGGAAAAUCUCACAGCAUAGACCUGACUGCUAGAGAUACUGCAAACCAAGAUUCAGUCAUAACACUUGAAACUUCAACCGUCUGUGACUCUGAGAACCACAAGAAUGAAACCAGUUCUGUUGUACAGCAUGAGGAUAUAGCAGUCCGGGCUCCAAAGAAGAGCCACAAGUUACAUUGGGGGCUUGACACAAAGGAAAGGUGGGAAAGGAAAGCAAACAUGUAGAGGAUCCGUGGCAACAUUUCGAAGAUGUGCCCGAAGGUGCUUGACUUGGGUGAUCAUGUUACACUUUCAAAGAGCAUCCACCUUACAAAUGUUAUCAUGGUAGUUAUUAUUUUGAUGUCCAUUUCUUAGAAUUAUCCAAGUACCUCCUGUAAAUUGUAAAGUAGCAAACAUGAAAUGGUAAGCUAAUAUUUUUUCAAUUAUGGAGAAGAAUUUGAUGUUGUAA